Messenger RNA from Marasmius oreades (fairy-ring Marasmius), 1255 nucleotides. RefSeq lists its product as uncharacterized. NCBI's taxonomy places the organism in Eukaryota, Fungi, Basidiomycota, Agaricomycetes, Agaricales, Marasmiaceae. The coding region runs from base 224 to 1255 and encodes 343 amino acids. The transcript has 4 exons. The record is from RefSeq and is a predicted model, not a curated record.
GUCAGAUCUUUCCUACCCUUCCACACAUUUUGGGGUUCACUUUUUCGUCGAAAUCGAUUCAAAUUUGAUUCGUUGUGGACCAAUUCCACUGUCAGAAACAAAGGCGAAUAUAGACACUACACUCAGGGUCUCAGAAUGAAACCCUUCCGAAACAUAGGGGAAAUCAGGAGCCUUCAUUGGACUUUAAAGUGAGGACCUCCUGAGUUUUCCUAGAAUCAACUCAAUGGAAACGACGUCGCGAGACUCAGAAUACUCUUACUUGGACCUUGCACGAAGGAGCGGGGAGAGUCUAGUAACCGUCGAGGCUCAUCGUCCUGCCGUAUCAGAGGUUCGGAAUUCGCAGCAGCCACACUUCGUACCAGCACCUCUUGCCCCUCCUGUGUACUCUUCCACUUCGUCGAUUCCCUUACAAAAUGUCACCGUCAUGGGCUCUCACUCCCUUUACGGAUUUCCUAGAGUGUCCGAGAGCAUGCCUUCCUUCGCCUCCCCAAAUACAGUGUAUGUAACUCAGUCACGACGACCAGUCUCGCAAGUACACUCUGGCGAUAUCAAUUAUCUAUCUUCACCCCCCGGGAUCAGCCAAUUAUCUCUUCGAGCGACCGAAAUACCUCGUCAGUUCACAGCCAAGUCUCUCAUCGAACCCCCCCAUCAACCUCCACGAACGGACCAGUUCACCUCUCUCCGAGGACCGCCGUCCAUCGUCAACCCCCAACCGAUACCAACCUUCUCCUCCAACCUCGUCGCUUCACAGCCUCUUCCAACCCCGGACAUGUCGACAAACUUCAAGGGGACCAGAAAUGCGAGAUGUCUGCCAACAGGGGUGGACGGCAUGAGAACUUGGAGUACGGGACUACUCAACUGUUACCAAGAGCACACUUGUGACGAUUGGUGUCUCGCGUUUUGGUGCCCCUGCGUUAUGUAUGGGAGGAACAAGAAUCGUUUAGAUCAUCUCUCUCAGCGGAACAGGCCAGAUUCUAUUAGUCGCGAUGCGACUUGCAAUGUUGAUUGCUGUCUUCAUUGUUGUCUAUCCAGUUUUUGCCUUUUUGGUUGGGCGCUUGAAGUGCCCAAUCGUGCUGUUGUGCGCGCUAGAUACAAUAUCAGGGGAUCGGUUAUGAAAGAUUUCUGUUCUUCGCUAUGGUGUUCGUCUUGCGUCCUGGCUCAGGAAAGUUCAGAACUCGAACUGGAGGAGAAAAGUUUCCCUCGUGAAGUCUCCAGGAUUGUGGAUGAUGGAGUAUCCAGGGUCAUUAUCGCUUGA